CAUGCACUGUAAACAUCGAAACGGUCGUAAAAUGGUACCGGAGCUUCAAGAGUGUAUUACAAAAACACAAGAUAAUCUGUACCGUGGUUACAUACCGACGGAUCAUAGUGGACUACAAUGGCUUGACUCUGUGUGCUCCGACCUGCACCGCUUGCUACGUAUAGUGCACAAGUAUCUUAUGUUCGAACAGAACGGGAAUGUUGGCACGCUUGAGACAUGCUUUCUGUGUAUCUCACAGAUAGUAACAUGCAUCCGGUGGCUGGAGAAAACUAUCACGAUGGAGUUGCAGGCAGGAAAACGCCAAGGACUGCCUCAAUCCCGGCAAUGCUUCCUUGACCGAAUCAUCUGGUGCUUAGAGCGCUUGAAAGCUGUGUUGGAAUCGGACGUUCCCUGCGAAACAGUUACGGAAUCAAAUUUUGUCAGCUACUUGGACUUAGCUCUCAGCCUCAUUAGCCCCUUAACUGUGGCCAGCGAUGAGGAAUGUACUGAAGACGAAUACGAUCGACAGUACAAAGCGGUUAUUGUGGAGAGUGGCCGUAUCCGUUCAAUUAUCGAGGCAUUGAUAACGCAAACUUUUGGAUUCUGCAGUGUGCUCCCGGAGGAGGAUCGUAAACGUAUAACGAACUUUUGUCAGAAGGUCCUCAAAGAAUGUUUGGCACUUGAGCGAGAAGGCAGCGAACAGGAUUCAAACAGCAAAAAGCUUCGGGUUAGCAUCCUCGAGAGUGCCAUCUACCAGUUAGAGACGCACGUUAACGAAUGUCUUCUACGGCUGGUUUAUGAAACAUUCGGCGAUACUGAUCGGCGGUUACUUGAACAAUUACGCGAGAAUAUUACCUCUACCACGAGCGAAGAUGAACUGGAUGGCAUAACGCAGCCUUUCGACGAAUUUGUCGAACGGUUGAUGCAGAUAGGUCUGUUUGCGAUAUCGUACGCGGAUAAUCUGAAACUUUGCUCCGCCAUAAGAAGCAGCCUGGCCUCGAUAGAAGCACUAGAUUCGUAUCUUAUUCCCUCACUAUAUAUGGGCACACACAACAACACUCUUCUAUUGGAGCAGCACUGGUUGGAAGAGUCGGACAUCUUAUGCAAACACGUGCAUAAAAUUAUCGACACCAACGCAUUCGCUUUAGCAUUGAUUGAACAGCUCGAUGGUAAGCUGGACGAAUUUGAAACCGAUUUUAAUCCCACGGAAGGAUUAGAAAUGGCUCGUAAGGUGGAAAUAUUCCUGCAACAUCUUGAAGUCAACGCACACGACGUAAAACUGCACGAAGAACCACUGAAGCUAUACUACACCGACUACCGGACGAUGACUUUGGAAUGUCGCGCCAUCGUAAAGUGCGCCCUGCAGGACAACAGCAUCGAUCCUCGUCGCGUGAUCAAACGUUUUCGUGUGCUUCUUGGCAAACUGAGGAAAAUUCAACUGACCAUAAGCAAUAAGAAAGGUGGCAAAGUUUCAUCAACGGAGGAAGCUGCAUCCCGCAAACCGAGUACGAUAGAACAAGGAUCUACGCCGGCGGAACAUGAAGUGGAAGAAAGCGUACAAGAACUGUACGUUGCUAGCCAGAUGCGAAUGUCCUCAGCGAACAUACUGUACCGCAGUCGUCGGGGUGAACCGAUCCGACGGAGGUUGGAAGCUUCGUCACUGUUGGAAAUAAAUACCUUCACCGAUAUCCUCGAUCAUCGAAGAAAACGAGCGGAAACGUCUCCUGAAAAGGGUUCCAUUAGGAGGAAGCCAAUACGAAGAAACAGCCUACGAGUGGCAAUGUUUAAAAAACAACAACGUGUACAAACAGCAGAAAUGUAUGAUAGCAUGCAAAGCGACAUAGAUUUACAAAUUACUGAAAUUCUCGAUGAACUUACCGAUCUGUCCAACACGUUCUCCGCACAAACUCCACGCAUCUCGAAUCCGAAGGUAACAAACCCAACCGACACAAAUGUUCGUAAAUCUAUCACCAAUGAAGAGAUAGCAGUGGUGGAUGGUAAUAAAAUUAGGAUCAAUAUCUUUACCGACAUUUAAUGUAACUUGUGAAAAGCAAAUAAUACAUUUUACAUUGUUUUGGAACAGCAAAAU
Anopheles coustani is the source of this 2068-nucleotide messenger RNA. Its product is annotated as serendipity locus protein alpha-like. The coding region runs from base 2 to 2014 and encodes 670 amino acids. The record is from RefSeq and is a predicted model, not a curated record. The transcript has 5 exons. Gene Ontology annotation, cellular component: catenin complex; cytoplasm; adherens junction. Gene Ontology annotation, biological process: cell-cell adhesion; cell migration; cellularization. Gene Ontology annotation, molecular function: beta-catenin binding; actin filament binding. Lineage: Eukaryota; Metazoa; Arthropoda; Insecta; Diptera; Culicidae.